GAUAUUUUACAAUAUUUAUUUAUACCCACAAACUUCUAAAACCCUACUACUACUGAGUACUGACUGAGCUCGGGUUUAAGGAAAAGUUCUCAUCAACACAACAAAGGUUUAAAGAUGGCUUUUGUCAAUAAAAUUGGAAAUAUGCUUAAACAGAUUGUAAGCAGGCACGCGAACUUGGAACUGUGUGCCUCUAGAACAUCACUUUACCAGGCUAUAAGAAGCAUGUCUUCUUCAAAGCUUUUUGUUGGAGGUCUCUCAUGGGGCACUGAUGAAACCUCUCUGAAAGAGGCAUUCUCACAACAUGGUGAAGUGAUUGAAGCUAGAGUUAUUAUGGACCGUGACACCGGAAGAUCCAGAGGAUUUGGCUUUGUUAGUUUUACGUCAACUGAAGAAGCCGCAAGUGCAUUGACUGCCUUGGAUGGCCAGGAUCUCCAUGGGAGACAGAUAAGGGUUAAUUAUGCCACAGAAAAGCUUCGUGGCAGUUUUGGGGGUGGUUAUGGUAGCGGUGGCGGAUAUGGUGGGGGAGAUGGAAGUUUUGCAGGUGCUGGAGGUUAUGCAUCCAGCAAUUAUGGAGGUGGUGGUAACUACGGUUCCAACAACAGUUAUCCUACAGGUGGUGGCAACUAUGGUGGAGGAGUGCGGUAUGGUAAUGGUGAAGGUGGCAAUGAUGCUGGAGGUGUCAGACAAGGCAGUUUUGGCGGUGGAUAUGGUGGUGGGAAUAGUGGAAAUUACAAUGCUGAUUUCACUCAGGGUAUGGUGAACAAUGGCGUCGAAGAACAGCUUAGUGCAGACCAAGGGACUGAAUCUGUAAACAGUGAUUUCACACCGGGUGCUGAAGGAAGUUACAGGGAUGACGAUGAUGAGCCAAAUGGCUAUGCCAACUCCAGGGGUUGAUAAUAUGUCCUUUCAUGCCAUUCAAGAACUUCGCUUCCGGCACGUACAUGUUCAGAACAUGUGUUGAGGCAACAAAAGUAUAUUCUAUUUCCAGCAGGCUACUGAUUGCGUAGUUUAUCUAGUUUUAUGUAUGUGUAGGAUUAAACUGUAACUUAUUUUACCAUCUUUGUUCUUUCUUUUCAAACGGUGUUCAUUUUGGAGCUCUCCAAAUACCGAUUUUAAGCAUUGUGCAGUGCUAAUCUUUUGCUACUCUUUCGUUUCUUUAGAUGCUUAGUGGUGUUCGCAAAGUGUAUGAUUAUAUGAUCAUGAUAGAAGGGGAUUGUAUUA
Nicotiana tabacum (common tobacco) is the source of this 1221-nucleotide messenger RNA. RefSeq names its product glycine-rich RNA-binding protein 4, mitochondrial-like. Gene Ontology annotation, molecular function: RNA binding. The record is from RefSeq and is a predicted model, not a curated record. NCBI's taxonomy places the organism in Eukaryota, Viridiplantae, Streptophyta, Magnoliopsida, Solanales, Solanaceae.